Hyphopichia burtonii NRRL Y-1933 is the source of this 1660-nucleotide messenger RNA. It is a transcript of the gene ZCF39, whose product is annotated as Zcf39p. Bases 353 to 1621 code for a protein of 422 amino acids. Lineage: Eukaryota; Fungi; Ascomycota; Pichiomycetes; Serinales; Debaryomycetaceae. The record is from RefSeq and is a predicted model, not a curated record. The transcript has a single exon.
UAUUGCUUACUUCUCUUUAAUAAAUCCAAGGGUUGUUGAUCAUCAUUUGAUUAUUACUUGCAUUAUCCUUUCUCAAUGGUGUUGUAUACCACAAAGUCCAGACCAUUUUAAAAGUCAAAUUCAAUUAUUUACCGGGGUUGCACUUUCAAGAUGUAUAGAUAUCGCUUCAAAUCUUAACCCAAAAUGCCCGAACAUGAUGAUUGAUAACUCAAAAGAGAGAAUCGAAGUUCGUAUAUUAUUAACAAUAUAUUGUUGUUGUCGCUCGCUAGAGUUUCCAUUACCCAAGUACAAGAUUCUCCCAUGGUCCGAUAACUAUGAGAAAGCUGUUGAUAUAUUAUUGUCUUCAAAUAAAAUGAAUGGAUUCCCAAAAAGACAAGAAAGAUAUAUUUGUUACUUUUCCAAGAUUGUUCAUUUAGUUCAAGAAAUGUUAGAAGUUCAAUCUCUCACUUUGAAAGUUUCAACAGACUCAAGCGAUGAUUCAGAUCCAAUGUUUCAAAGAAUGUGGGGUCCUGGACCAAGUUCAACAAUUGGGAUAAAGUCUAUUCUAGAGGCGUAUGAAAAAAAAUUACAUCAGACUUUUGCUGAUAGUGGAUUCAUGGUUGACGAUCAGAAGUCUGGUAGAAUUCCAAAGGAAAAGUACAUACUUUCUUUAAUGUAUUAUCAAGCAUUAAUGAUUGUUUACGAUAAUUUAAUUAGUGGAUAUCUAUAUAGCAAAAAAGCAGCAUUCAUGCAACCUGAAUCAAGCUCAAUCUUUAACGAAAUGAAUUCAUUAGCUUGUAUGAGAGACAUUGUCAAAUUGAUAAAGCUUACAGAGAAUCUUUUGAAUUCGUUUAUCAUGCUAUGUGAAGAAACGAUAAAUUUACCAACUUAUUUCUUUUAUAGGGCAUUGCGGGCAUUGGUCACUCUUAUUAGAAUGCAGUUGUUAAUGAAAUCACAGAUAUUUUCCAAUACUGCCCCCAAUAAUAGUGAAUUGAAUGGCAAUGUGGAGUCCUAUUUCGAAAAAUUAACAUCUAUAGUAAAUGACGGCGUGACAAAACACGAUCUGUAUAACCUAAGAAACAUCAGUCCCAUAUUGCAUAAAAUUUCGAUUUGGAUUAAAGUAUGCAAUGGCUAUAAUACUAAUACAUCAACAACCGACCAAAACAAUGGAACAAAUAAAUGCAAUGCCAACGUUGAUUUUAUAAAACUUACUGAUAUGAGUAAGGAUACAGAAAUCCAAAAUUUGGGACUUCCAAAAACUAAAGAUUCCAGUAAGUGUCUUACCAAGAGAAGAAGACUAGACAAUCAUGUUUCUUUAGUGCGUCUACAAGGGUCCAGUCAAAGUAAUAUGCAACAGAUUUCAAAAGCUAAUAACGUCCUGGACUUGGUAAACCCCGAGAGCCCUGUUUCUCAAUCGCUCGGAGUUGAUGAAUAUGCUAAAUCGCCAAAGGGCCCAUUUUUAUCGAGAUUUAUAGAUGACCCCGCAGAUGCUACAAACAGUUUAAACACCUUCUCUAUUCAAGAAAUUUUCAGGGAAAUCGACACCGAUGUCUUGAGUUUUUUGGAUCCGGUAGAUCAAUCUAAUUUUAACGAUGGAAUUAAUUUUCCAUUUGAAGCAGACGAACAAUUCACUACAAACUGAUAUUAUAAAUGAAAUAUUAAAUAAAAAUGCAUAGUCACG